AUGAAGCCAGUCAACUGCCAAGCCCUAUACAAAUGUUCAGUGGGUUCCUUGAGGCUUCUUGCUGAUGGCCUUCCUGCUCCUCCCUCCAGCUGGAAGACUUACAACUCAGGCUGGCCUCGCUGCCUGGAUGAGGAGACUACAAAAGACUUAGACCUCAACAUUAAAUACUCUGUAGCCAAGAACACCAACUUCUACCUGCGAGCCGGCUCUGCAUUUACAGAAAUGAAAAUCAAGGGGCUGCUGGACCGCAAGGGGCUCUGGAAGAGUCUGGAGGAGAUGAGAGGGAUAUUCCACUUCCAGAAGACCCCGGCCACUGAAUACGUGUUUGAGCACUGGCAGGAGGACUCAUUCUUCGCCUCCCAGUUCCUGAAUGGCCUCAACCCUGUCUUGAUCCGCCGCUGUCGUGAGCUCCCAAAGAACUUCCCUGUUACGAAUGCCAUGGUGGCCCCAGUGUUGGGCACUGGGACCACUCUGCAGACUGAGCUGGAGAAGGGCUCCCUGUUCCUGGUAGAUCACGGCAUUCUCUCUGGCAUCCAAACCAAUAUCGUUAAUGGGAAGCCUCAGUUCUCAGCGGCCCCAAUGACUCUGCUAUACCAGCGCCCAGGGGGAGGGCCCCUGUUGCCCAUCGCCAUCCAGCUCAACCAGACCCCAGGGCCUAACAGCCCCAUCUUCCUGCCCAGCGAUGACAAGUGGGACUGGCUAUUGGCCAAGACAUGGGUGCGCAAUGCUGAGUUCUCAGUCCAUGAGGCCCUUGUACACCUGUUGCAUGCACACCUGCUGCCUGAGGUUUUCGCCAUGGCUACGCUGCGCCAGCUGCCCCACUGCCACCCACUGUUCAAGCUGCUGGUCCCGCACACGCGGUACACCCUGCAUAUCAAUACUCUGGCCCGCCAGCUGCUCAUCGCCCCUGAGCAGGUGGUAGACAGGUCCACAGGCAUUGGCAUCAAAGGCUUCUCUGAGUUGAUACAGAGGAACAUGGAAAAGCUCAACUAUUCGGUCCUGUGUCUGCCCGAGGAUAUCCAGGCCCGAGGAGUCGAAGCUAUCCUGGGCUACUACUACAGGGAUGAUGGGAUGAAGAUCUGGGGUGCUGUGGAGUGCUUUGUCUCUGAAAUAGUUGGCUUCUACUACCCAAAUGAUGUGUCUGUGCGUGAUGACAGUGAGCUCCAGGCCUGGGUGUGGGAGAUCUUCUCUGAAGGCUUCCUAGGCCGGGACAGCUCAGGUGUGCCCUCCUCACUGGUGACCCAGGAAGCCCUGGUGCAGUAUGUCACCAUGGUGAUAUUCAACUGCUCUGCCCAGCAUGCUGCUGUCAGUUCAGGCCAGUUUGACUUCUCUGCCUGGAUGCCCAACCUGCCAUCCACCAUGCAGCUGCCACCGCCCACCACCAAGGGCCAGGCAAGGCUGGAAGGAUUCAUAGCCACUCUCCCCCCAGUCAAUGCCACAUGUGAUAUCAUCAUUGUCCUCUGGCUGCUGAGCAAGGAGCCUGGAGACCGACGGCCCCUGGGCACCUACCCCGAUGAGCACUUCACAGAGGAGGCCCCGCAGCAGAGCAUUGCUGCCUUCCAGAGCCGCCUGACCCAGAUCUCGAGAGACAUCCAAGAACGGAACCGGGGCCUGGCCCUGCCCUACACUUACCUGGACCCUUCCCUCAUCGAGAACAGCGUCUCCAUCUAAAUCCCCUGGAGAAUAGUGCCCCAUAUGAUAUCCCUUUGACCCCAUCACUCUAGUCUAAC
Manis javanica (Malayan pangolin) is the source of this 1730-nucleotide messenger RNA. Lineage: Eukaryota; Metazoa; Chordata; Mammalia; Pholidota; Manidae. The record is from RefSeq and is a predicted model, not a curated record.